AUGCCAUCACGAUCGCACAGUUUGGCUGGAAUUCCGGAAUUUCGUGGAAGCGUAGCGGCUGCUCGUUACAGAAAAUCCUCCGUGACGGAUCCUAUUCGUCGUACAUCCGCCGGAAUUCCGGGGAACGUUGAAAGUGAUCUCCUGCUUGAUCCGAUCACCAUCAACCAAUCAGUGAACUUGGGAAAUCACGUUGACAGUCCGGUGGAAAAUGUCCGCAGGCUAGUUCUUCUACAUCCUGACGAUGAUCCGCUCAUAUUUUCUGAGAUGAUGACACUUGAACCUACCAUAGAAGGUGACGUUUGGAAACAGAACGCACGGUGGAUAAAGUAUAUACAAGUCGUCGAGGGAGAUUUCACUCGUUUUAGUAAACCGUAUAUCCCGUUGUUACAUAUACAGGCUUUAAUGCAGGCAAGGAAUUGCUUGAAAAAAGGUGUUAUUCUUUUGGAUGAGGGAGCAACGGAUUACGACAGUGUUGUUAACACAAUUGUAAACGAGUGGAUCAAGCGAGGACUACUGCGAGCAGUCGCAUCACCUGCUGUUCGUACAGCCUUGUUGGCUCCUAAACAACACCUUGGUGCAGAACAUAGGAAUUCUAAACAGAAGCUCUCAGAAGAGAGCGCAGAACGUAAUGAACGACUUUCUAAAAACGAAGAAGGAAGAGAGGAACACGUAACAAGCGGAAAUCCAAGUAAUGAGGAGAAUGAAAAAGACCAUGGUCUGUCUCUCCACCACGAACACUCAUCGUCGAACAUCGUAAAAGCCAAUCGCCGUUUGGUGUUGAAAAUGGGAUCACACGUGGAAGGUGCUGUAAUUCUGACCGGAAAGAUCGUGCAGCUGGAUCGAGCCGCAGCAGCUUUCGUUCGUCUUCGGGCUCCGCAGAAACUUUACCCUGUCGUUCCCGAUUUGCCGAUACCUAUCCGAUUCUUAUUUGUUCUUGUAAGCCCGAAAGAAAAUUAUGAUAGAGAGCUGUUAGGUGUGGGCCGCACAAUAGGAUCACUACUUUCAGAUGAGAUUUUUCGUAAAGUAGCACUGCACACACUCGAGCCAUACACCAUUGUCGAUGCCACCGAUGAAUUCCUCUCUCAAAUUGUCGCUGUGCCACCUGGUAUAUGCUCGACAGAUACACGAUGGGAGCCGAGAGAGACCGAGACGAAGCAAACGCGAUCAGUUGGAAUGUUGUAUGCCACUUAUCGGGAUAACGAAGAUGACGAAAGCCGAGGUCGUGAGGAAGGCAUUGUUAGGACAGGGAAACUUUUCGGAGGAUUGUGUCAGGAUUUGAGAGUUAAGAUGCCAUGGUACCUGUCAGACUUCACGGAUUUCUUUAGCGGACGAUUAUCACAGUCCCUAGCUGCAACCAUUUUUCUGUUCUUUGCCAAUAUCACAUCAAUUAUAACGUUCGGAGCAGUGAUGGAGCGGAUUUUACAUCAUCAAAUGGCAUCAGUCGAAGCCAUUCUCAGUGGCGGAAUAUCAGGGAUGAUUUUCGCACUGUUCGCUGGUCAGCCACUCAACAUCCUGUCGGCUACUGGUCCUACACUCGUGUUCGAGAACAUUUUAUUUGAAUUCUGCAUUGGCAAUGGCUGGGAGUUUUUGCCGUUUCGAUGUUGGGUUGGAAUAUGGAUAGCGGUUUUCCUCGUCGUCCUCACUGCCACUGAUAUGUCUGCCCUCGUUGGUCUUAUUUCCAGGUUUACCGAGGAGGCAUUUGCCACUUUAAUUUCAAUCGUCUUCAUAAUUCAAGCCUUUCAAAAACUUAUGGAGAUUUCGCAUGACGCUCCAAUAGUUGCAGAUCCAAGAGAAGUUUAUGAGUCUCCCUGCUUCUGCCAUAUCAAUAAUUUCGAUGAAAAAGUCAAUGCAACAAUUACCAUGAGGUUAAAAGAUAUAUCUGCUGAAGAGUGUGAGGAACGAGGCGGAGAGGCGGUAGGACUCCAAUGUCACUUCAAACCAGAUGUAUACAUGUUGUCAGUGCUAUUGACGUUUGGAACGUUUGCGUUAGCCUACGGAUUGAACCGAUUCCGGAAUUCAAAGUUCUUCACAUCAACAUUCCGCCACACUCUAAGCGACUUUGGUGUUGUUAUUGCGAUCACUGUUAUGACUGUGUUCUCUCACAUGGUUGGAUUGGACGUGCCAAGCCUUCACGUACCACGGCAUUUUAAGCCUACACUUGAUCGGCCAUGGGUUGUCGACAUAUCUCAGAUUCCUCCUCUUGUUGCUGCCAUUUCCUUCAUCCCUGCUGCCUUCUACACAAUUCUUAUUGUUAUGGAUCAACAAAUAACUGCUGUUAUCAUAAACAGAAAGGAUAAUAUGCUUAGGAAAGGAGAGGGAUACCAUCUUGAUCUCCUCGUCAUUGCCAUACUCGUGUUGAUCUGUUCUUUUUUGGGACUUCCUUUCUAUGUUGCUGCAACUGUGCUGUCAGUAAUGCACACAAACUCUCUUCGAGUCUAUUCCGACUCCUCUGCACCAGGAGAAAUCCCACGAUUUCUUGGAGUGAAAGAGCAGCGGCUUACAGGUUUCUUCGCUCAUUGCCUUAUUGGACUUGCUGUGUUUUUAACCGGGGUUAUAAAGCUUGUGCCUCUGCCAGUAUUAAUUGGAAUAUUUCUUUACAUGGGUGUCGUUUCUUUGUUAGGACAACAGUUCGUGCAGAGAAUCGCUUUACUGUUCACGUCUGUGAAAAAUCAGCCCGAUUAUACAUGGUUACGUUGUGUGAGGAUGCACAGAGUUCAUCUCUUUACAAUAGUACAACUCCUUUCUAUCUGUGGUCUGUUCCUGGUUAAGUACACGAAGACAAUCUCUAUGAUGUUUCCUUUAAUGCUUGUGGUCAUGGUGAUUAUGAGGAUGUUCGUCCUGGAAAAAAUAUUCACUCAGCUGGAAUUAUCAUCACUCGACGAUCUUUUGCCCUCUUUCAAAGAGGUAAUCAAACCCAGCUCAAAGAGACAAAGUCGUCAGGAGACGGAAGAUCUCCUAACAAAGAUGUAA
Molecule: messenger RNA, 2970 nt
Organism: Necator americanus (New World hookworm)
Lineage: Eukaryota; Metazoa; Nematoda; Chromadorea; Rhabditida; Ancylostomatidae
Exons: 25
Coding region: 1-2970 (989 amino acids)
Biological process (GO): bicarbonate transport; regulation of intracellular pH; transmembrane transport
Cellular component (GO): plasma membrane
Molecular function (GO): solute:inorganic anion antiporter activity; monoatomic anion transmembrane transporter activity; sodium:bicarbonate symporter activity
Source: RefSeq, a predicted model, not a curated record